AACACACACCACAACCCACAAAAAGGAAGGCACAAUUCAAAAAGCUCUCUCUCCCUCUCCCUUUGCAAAAAAUUCCUCUUUCUCCAGAUUCCACCGCUUAGUAAGUUGUUCAUCUCUUGAAUUUUUUAAGACACAAGAAAAAAAAAAAAAGGGGGAACAAUAUAAGCUUGAUUCUGCUUACUUCUGUACGAAUCUCCUCCGCUGUUGAUUUUACAAAAAAAAUUACUUCUUGGGUUGUGCUUCGUCAUUAAAUUUCGUGCUUCGCUGAGGUUGAGUUAUUUUGAACACGGAAGGAAGAAGGAUGUUAUCACUCACUCCGGAUCAGUGUAAAAAAGUCGGAAUGGGGUUAUCGGCAUCUCCAUCUCCGUUCCUCACUCCUCGCCCUGAACGCCGUCGCCUCGAUGUCAGACCCGAGUGGAACUCAACCCGUCAGGACAGAGACAAAGAGGUUAAUGUCCAGGUCCUGCUUAGAUGCAGACCUUUGAGUGAAGAGGAGCAGCGAAGUAAUGUUCCGAGGGUGAUAUCAUGUAAUGAGCACAAAAGAGAAGUCACUGUGUUGCAGCAUGUAGCUAACAAGCAAGUAGAUAGAAUUUUCACUUUCGACAAGGUCUUUGGACCCAAAGCUCAACAGAGGACAAUAUAUGAUCAAGCUAUUGUCCCAAUUGUCAAUGAAGUCCUCGACGGCUUCAACUGCACAGUCUUUGCAUAUGGGCAGACAGGCACUGGUAAAACGUAUACAAUGGAGGGUGGUAUGAGAAACAAGGGUGGUGAUCUACCUGCUGAAGCUGGUGUUAUUCCGAGAGCAGUUCGACAAAUUUUCGAUACACUUGAGGCUCAAAAUGCUGAUUACAGUAUGAAAGUGACUUUUUUGGAGCUGUACAAUGAAGAAAUAACUGAUCUGCUGGCUCCUGAUGACAAUUCAAGAUGUUUGGAAGAUAAGCAAAGGAAACCCAUUUCCUUGAUGGAGGAUGGAAAGGGUUGUGUUGUUGUGAGAGGUCUUGAAGAGGAAGCUGUGUACAGUGCUAAUGAAAUUUACAAUCUCUUGGAACGUGGAGCAGCCAAGAGGCGCACAGCAGAUACAUUGUUAAACAAGAGGAGCAGUCGGUCCCAUUCUGUAUUUUCCAUCACUGUCUACAUAAAAGAAGCGGCUGUUGGAGAUGAAGAUCUGAUUAAAUGUGGCAAGCUUAAUCUCGUUGAUUUGGCAGGAUCUGAAAAUAUUUCACGCUCCGGUGCUCGAGAUAGUCGUGCAAGGGAAGCAGGAGAGAUAAACAAGAGCUUACUCACCCUUGGUCGUGUUAUAAAUGCUCUUGUGGAACAUUCUGCACAUAUACCUUAUAGGGAUAGUAAGCUGACGAGGCUCCUGAGAGACUCCUUGGGAGGAAAAACAAAGACUUGCAUUAUUGCCACAAUAUCUCCUUCUGCACAUUCCCUGGAAGAAACAUUGAGCACACUAGAUUAUGCAUAUCGUGCUAAAAACAUCAAAAAUAGACCAGAGGCAAACCAGAAAAUGUCCAAGGCAGUGUUGCUUAAGGAUUUGUACUUGGAAAUUGAGAAAAUGAAAGAAGAUGUUCGAGCAGCAAGGGACAAAAAUGGUGUCUACAUUCCACAUGAAAGAUAUGCACAAGAGGAAACUGAAAAGAAGGCAAGGAUUGAGAGGAUAGAGCAACUAGAGAAUGAUCUCAACCUCAGUGAGAAGCAAGCUGAAAGCUUCCAUGAGCUGUAUCUUAUUGAGCAAGAGCAGAAAUUGGACAUAGAAAAAGAGCUCAAAGAUUGCCAGAUAAAUCUUGAAAGGAGCAACAAAGCAUUCCUAGAUCUUCAAGAGAAACACAGGGCAGCAAUAUUUACAAUUAAGGAAAAGGAGUUUAUUAUCUCAAAAUUGUUAUGCUCAGAGAAUGCUUUGAUUCAAUUAGCAAAGGAGCUGCGAGUUGAUCUGCAAAACGCAUCAGGGGACAUAAGUUCACUUUUUACAAAAUUAGAUGAUAAGAAUAAGAUGGAAGCAGAAAACCGGAACCUGGUUUUGACAUUUGGCUCUCAGCUAGAUCAACGUUUAAAAUCCUUGCACAAGACCAUCUUGGGGUCAAUUUCUCAACAACAGCAACAGCUUAGAUGCAUGGAAGAGCUUUCUCAUUCUUUUAUUGCUAGUAGAUGUGAUGCAACGAAGGCCUUGGAUUCUAGGGUUAAAAAGAUGACAGAAACAUAUACUUCAGGAGUAUCAGCAUUGAAGGAACUUGCCAACCUAAUACAAAGGCAAGCUUCCUUAAACCUUGAGCAGAUAAAUUCUGCAAUCAUAUCACAAAUCACAGCUGCUGAGCAGUUUCUUGUUGAUGCGGUGUCAGAGGCCAAGGAGCUUAUUGGGGAUAUCCAGAAUUCUCUUAAUGACCAAAAAGAAAUGUUGGUUUUCUCUGCUCAUAAACAAAAAGAGGGAUUACAACGAAGCAUGUUUUCAGCGCAAGAAAUAUCUAAUGCUACAGCAGAUUUUCUUACUGACAUAUAUAAUCAGGCUUCUGAAUUCAUGACAACUCUUGAAGAAUGGCAAAUAAAGAAAUCACAUCAAUUAGCUAAUUUUGAGAAGACUUUCAAGGAAGAGGCUGCAAGAGAGGAAAAACUAGCUUUGGAGAAGAUUACAUCGAUCUUAGCAAAUUUGACAUCUAAGAAAACUGUUUUGGUCUCAGAGGCAUCAAGGAACAUCAACGACUCAGGUAUGCAAGAGAACAGGGUAUUGCAGCAGCAAAUGUCCAUGAUGCAGCAGGUUUCAACUGAUGCUAAGGAGGAGUUGAGCAAAUACAUAGCAAAGAUGGAAAGACAUUUCAUCGAGGACACAUUCUCAGCUGCUGAAUCUAGGAGUGUAAUGGAAGAUCAUCUACAGGAUUGCUCAAAGAAGGUGAAUCAUUCAAUGCUGCUGUGGGAAAAUACAAAAUCCUACAUAAAGGAAAUGAACAUUACUGGUGCUUCACAUAUAGAAUCUACUGUAAAGGAAAAUAUUGGCAAAUACCAUACCAUACAUCAGGAAUUCAUAUCUGCAUUCUCCUCUAUGGAUGCAAAUUUUGUUGCUAGAAGUGAAGAGAUAAUGGCAGUAGCAAAGGAUUCAUUAGAUCGAGACCAUGACAGUAAGGAAGAAAUGGACUGCCUUACUUCCACAUGCUUGGAUCAGCUUAAAACAAUACAGGAGCAGCAUGGUCAAAGCAUCUCAAGUAUCAGAAGUGAAGCAGAGAAAUGCCUAGUAAAAGAUUACGUGGUUGAUCAGCAUACCGAUACAACUCCAAAGAAACGGGUCAUUCUGGUGCCUAGCUUGGAAUCAAUUGAAGAGUUGAGGACACCUUCCUAUGAAAACCACAAGGCAGAUAAUUACUCAGAGAGCAGAGCAAGAUGGGACCAAAAUGGAAGCAAAAUCCAGCCAUUAAUGGACUUCUCACCUAAUAGAACUCCUUUUGCGGAUGUCAAUUAAUUACAUAUUACAAUUAGGAGGUAUCCCAAAUGAAUGCAAGAGCAUGCUCAUCAGCUGAUGAGCAUGUUGAGAGUUUUAAGUCUGUGAAGCGAAGAAAGAAGAAAAGAAAAAGGAGGGAGGAAAGCUUGGCAUUUCAUGUAUCAUGGUAUUAAGAACUUGGUGUUAUCAUACUAAAUUUUAACUGCAUUU
Messenger RNA from Rubroshorea leprosula, 3634 nucleotides. The record is from the annotation of a GenBank genome assembly. Lineage: Eukaryota; Viridiplantae; Streptophyta; Magnoliopsida; Malvales; Dipterocarpaceae.